AUGUUCAAUAAACCUUUAUUUCAUUUGGUUUUAAUUAUUUCUUUUUUGCCUAUUAUUUUUUGUGCUACAAGGUCGAAAAAUUUAUUGGCAUUGAGUGAGGAGAAUUGGCGUGAUAUUCUCACUGGAGAAUGGAUGAUUGAAUUUCACGCUCCAUGGUGUCCGGCCUGCAAAGAUCUUCAAAAGGCAUGGAAUUCUUUUGCCGAUUGGUCGACGGAUUUAAACAUAAAUGUCGCAGAAAUUGACGUGACUACCAAUCCGGGUCUUUCUGGCAGAUUCCUUGUCACUGCUUUGCCGACAAUUUAUCAUGUGAAGGAUGGCGUUUUUCGCCUUUAUGUUGGUCCACGUGACAAGAAUGAUUUCAGCACGUUUAUUGAAGAAAAGCAAUGGACAAACUUUGAUCCAAUUCCUUCUUACAAAUAUCCAGACAGUCCGCAAAUGGGAAUUGUGGCUAUUUUCUUUAAACUUUCAAUGGCUGUUCGCGAUCUUCACAAUCAUAUGGUUGAAAAGCUUGGUGUUCCUUCGUGGGCUUCUUAUACGCUUUUUGCUGGAGUUACUUUAGCACUUGGAUGUGUUCUUGGAUUUAUAAUUGUCUGCAUCAUUGAUUAUGUUUUUCCUACGGGAGCUUAUGCCAAAAAAUUAAAAGAAGCUGAAAAGAAAAGGCAACAGCAACAUACGAAAUCAUCUCAAAAAGGUAAAUUUAUCAAUGUAUUUAUUUUUCUAUUCUUUUACUUAGAUACUUGUGAAGCAGAUUCUUCGUCUAAAGCGGAUACCAAGAAAACUAAAUAA
Meloidogyne enterolobii is the source of this 786-nucleotide messenger RNA. NCBI's taxonomy places the organism in Eukaryota, Metazoa, Nematoda, Chromadorea, Rhabditida, Meloidogynidae. The record is from the annotation of a GenBank genome assembly.